AUGGUUCUUCAAGAUCUUGGCCGCCGCAUCAAUGCGGCUGUCAGCGACCUGACGCGCGCCCCCAAUCUCGAUGAAAAGGCAAGUUGCCGACUUGCGCCGAUUCCUGCCUUUGAUUCUAUGCUCAAGGAAAUAUGCUCCGCCCUUCUCGAAGCCGAUGUCAACGUACGCCUCGUCGGCCAGCUCCGCAAAUCGAUUCGCUCGACCGUCAACUUCAAAGAGCUCCCGCCCGCCGUCAACAAGAAACGCCUCAUCCAGAAAGCGGUGUACGAUGAACUCGUGCGCCUCGUCGACCCGCACGCCGAGCCGUUCAAGCCCAAGAAGGGCAAGUCCAACGUCAUCAUGUUCGUCGGUCUUCAGGGUGCCGGAAAGACGACAACAUGCACAAAACUCGCCCGACACUACCAGUCGCGAGGGCUCCGCGCGUGUCUGGUGUGCGCCGAUACGUUCCGUGCCGGUGCUUUCGAUCAGCUGAAGCAAAACGCGACCAAGGCCAAGAUCCCAUACUACGGCAGUUUGACGGAGACGGAUCCUGCUGUGGUGGCCCGGGAAGGCGUGGAGAAAUUCAAGAAGGAGCGGUUCGAGGUCAUCAUCGUCGACACGUCGGGUCGGCACAGGCAGGAGAGCGCGCUGUUCCAGGAGAUGACGGAUAUCCAGACGGCCAUCAAGCCGGACGAGACCAUCAUGGUUCUGGACGCGUCGAUCGGCCAGCAGGCGGAGGCCCAAGCCAAAGCGUUCAAGGAGGCAGCCGAUUUUGGGGCUAUCAUUAUCACCAAGACCGACGGCCACGCGGCAGGUGGUGGUGCCAUCUCGGCCGUCGCGGCCACGCACACACCCAUUGUCUUCAUCGGUACGGGUGAGCACAUGCUCGAUUUUGAGCGCUUCGUGCCACGGAAUUUUAUCAGCAAGCUCUUGGGCAUGGGUGACAUGGCUGGGUUAGUGGAGCAUGUGCAAAGCCUGAAGCUGGACCAGAAGGAAACGAUCAAACACAUCAGCGAGGGUAUCUUCACGGUCCGCGAUCUGCGCGACCAGCUGCAGAACAUCAUGAAGAUGGGCCCGCUCAGCAAGAUGGCGGGCAUGAUCCCCGGCAUGAGCAACAUGAUGCAAGGGAUGGACGACGACGAAGGGUCGCUCAAGCUGAAGCGGAUGAUCUAUAUCUGCGACAGCAUGACUGACAAGGAACUCGACAGCGACGGCAAGAUCUUGAUUGAGCAACCGACGCGGAUGACGCGGAUCGCGCGGGGGUCCGGGACGACGGUGCGUGAGGUCGAGGACCUGCUGACGCAGCAGCGCAUGAUGGCGGGCAUGGCCAAGAAGAUGGGCGGCAACAUGAAGAACAUGCAGCGGGCGCAGAGCGCCAUGGCGGGCGGCAACAAGGCGCAGCAGCUCGCAGCGAUGCAAAAGCGGUUGCAGAGCAUGGGCGGUGCUGGCGGGGCCGGUGGCAUGCCAGACAUGGCCAGCUUGAUGAAGAUGUUUGGUGGUGGCGGUGGCGGUGGCGGUGGGAUGCCUGGGCUGGGAGGGAUGGACAUGAAUGCGAUGAUGAAGCAAAUGAGUGGGAUGAUGGGUGGGCAAGGGGGUGGCGGCCGCGGAGGGCGGAGGUAA
Molecule: messenger RNA, 1599 nt
Organism: Dichotomopilus funicola
Lineage: Eukaryota; Fungi; Ascomycota; Sordariomycetes; Sordariales; Chaetomiaceae
Product: SRP54-type protein
Exons: 2
Coding region: 1-1599 (532 amino acids)
Biological process (GO): SRP-dependent cotranslational protein targeting to membrane, translocation; SRP-dependent cotranslational protein targeting to membrane
Cellular component (GO): cytosol; signal recognition particle, endoplasmic reticulum targeting
Molecular function (GO): GTP binding; GTPase activity; ATP hydrolysis activity
Source: RefSeq, a predicted model, not a curated record